AUGAAUCUUGAAAAAUUACUUAGAGAUAAGUUUAUGUGCUGGAAACCCCCUCCACCAGAAGUGUUAAGUAGAAGCAAAUGUGAUGUAACGCUCGCCUGGGAACUCGGUGAACCCUUCGGUUUCCUCGGAAAUCAACUAUUGUAUAAAAUAGAGAAGCAGGAUAAAAUUCCACCCUGGGUUCUAGUGUACAGUGGCGGUAAAACGAUGGAAACGAUUGGAAAUUUGGCCCCGCUUCACCCUCAUAAAUUCAGAUUAAAAGUUAUCUUGAAGGCUUCCGCCGUUCCAUUCCUGGUCGUUAACGCUCUUAAUUACUAUGUGGAUGUAGAAGUUCUAAACAAUAAAUUACAAGAAAUCGGGAAUAUUAAAAGCGAAAAAGAAAGGAAGGGAAUUGAUUAUGAAACAAACAAAAGUAAAAAUAUGAUGAAGUGGCUGGAGUCGCAGUGGUCGGAGGAGGUGUGGACCAGUACGGAUACAGAUGGAGCGUCAGCUGUCUGUUUUUGUAUGGCGGUACGCUGUGGAUACAUCAAACAAAUAAAGAGUGCCAACAGCAUAUCACUUACAUUGGCAUUAUUUUUGAAAGGUGACAUCAACACUGUCAGAUUUCUGCUGCAAGCGGGCGCUGAGGUGAACCAGGCCCUGACCGCGGGACAGACGCCGCUCCACCUGGCUGUGCUAGAAGGACACUUAGCUAUAAUUGAUCUGUUACUGGAAAAAGCUGCCGACUUCCAGGCUCGCGAUAUAAAUGGAUUAAGUGUGGAGCACUACGCAGUCGACUCUCGUAAUUUGGAGGUUGUUCAAUAUAUUCUGGACAAGGAUGGAGACGUUAAAGGAGCAGAUACGGAGAUGAUAGAAGAGCUUAUAUCCCGCGGUAGCAGCAUCAACGUCACAGACCGUGCCGGACUCACAAUCGCCGCUGCAGCGAGGCUACUGAAGGACAAUGUGUAA
Molecule: messenger RNA, 945 nt
Organism: Parnassius apollo (apollo)
Lineage: Eukaryota; Metazoa; Arthropoda; Insecta; Lepidoptera; Papilionidae
Source: the annotation of a GenBank genome assembly